Molecule: messenger RNA, 5940 nt
Organism: Cherax quadricarinatus
Lineage: Eukaryota; Metazoa; Arthropoda; Malacostraca; Decapoda; Parastacidae
Source: RefSeq, a predicted model, not a curated record
CACUACCAGGUUGGGGGAGUGGGAUGGAGGUGUUGGCUGGGGUAGUGUUGAACCAGUGAGCACCCAAAGCGCAGGUCUGAUCCACUUGUUCCGCCUAUAUACUGACUCCCGGAUGCUGUCGAGUGUUACUGUGGUGUGUGUAGUGGCCUAUGAGUGUCUGUGCCAGUCACAGUGAGGGACCCAUCACUCGAGAAGUUGUCUCAGCGAAAAAUAGUCUCAGUAUGGGACAGUAACUGUAGUACAUCGAAGAAAGCACACCGCAACCAAAGGACAAAAUAAUGACACGUAUACAUUACGUAGCGUCUGAUAAAGGCUUUAACAGAGUAUGUUGAAGGUAGGUGUUGGAGUGGCGGGGCUGCGGGAUGAGGUGUUGGGCCUGCGUAGGAGUCCUGUCACUGUCAUCCUGCUCGUUUACGCAGCUCUCGUCCUAGACAACAUGCUUCUCACAGUCGUAGUUCCCAUCAUCCCUGAUUAUCUCUAUCAACUAGAACACCAACACACAGCCAGGGAUGCCUAUCUUAAUACCACCAUACCAUCAACGACCGCCACCUACAAGACUUUGCCCAAGGGCAUAUAUAACAACCAGUCAACUCUCUCCUCUCGAGACUUAACCUCUUCAAGUCCCAAGUUGCAGGAUCGUCCAUCUCACUCCACAUCUGAAGCCUCGAUGACAGAAAUUCGUACGCUGCCAAAAUUUCCCACUCCGGUAUUGAAAGAAAUAAUGGCUGUUCCACAGGUAGAAGUUUCCUCAGAUGCUAAGCCCUCUGUGGUGUCUGACUACCAAAGCAUGCAUACAAAACUAGCUUUGCAACAUCUAAUGAAUUUCAGCGAGAAAAUUAAUUUGGCUGGAAACCUUAAGCGGUACCGGAGUGAGCUCCCUAACCAAGACUCUGAUAAUCUUACGGAGCCCAUUGAUAAUCCUUCUGAACCCAUUGAUAAUCCCGGCAAACGUUUCGACGAUUUAGUGCACGUGAAACGUUUAAAAAUGCAGACUCCAAAACCCGUUGACAAUGCUGAGAUACAUUAUAAUUCUUUGAAAGAUACACAGUCGAAGAGAUCAGAUGAGAUAAAAGAUAGAAUUUCCCAUAACAUAAACAAUAAGAAUAUUCUACGAAUUAACACUGGUGAAGACACAUUCCACUAUUCACAUGACAAUGUCUCUGUCCGGCAGCUUCAUCCUGGAAGCACCCAAGUUCCCCAGCACUCUUUGGAAAAGACACUUCAGCUGGCUAACUCACAUAAAACAACGACCACACAACACAUUUCGAGACACGAAGUUAACGAUGGCUCGAGGCGUCAGCAGGAGCCUCAGAAAGUCUCAGCUUUAGCAAGGGAGGACAAGAAGCUUCCACAAGACAUCAUCGCUGAGAACGGGCGGGUGGGAUUGCUCUUCUCGUCCAAGGCUCUGGUGCAGCUGGUAGUGAAUCCACUGGUGGGGCCCCUCACCGCUCACGUCGGUUACUCCUUCCCGCUAGUUGUGGGCACUCACAACCUCAUUCUCUCAGCUCUCCGAAAGAUCUUAUUUCCUGACUGUGAAGCCACACAGCAUCCAUCAGCGACUUUGUCAGAACCAAGAAUUAUGUAUCGAACAGCCGAGUUGGGUACUCCUAGGCGAGAAGAGUAUACACGUGUAGUAGAGGGAACUCCAUUGGUGAACCUGGUGCGGGACCCAUACAUCCUAGUGACUGCUGGAGCCAUCAUGGUGAGCACAUCAGCCAUGGCUGUACUGGAACCCUGUCUUCCCAUUUGGCUUACCGACACCCUUCACCCCCAGAAGUGGCAACUAGGAACAGCAUUCAUCCCAGACAGCAUAGGGUACUUGGUGGGCACAAGCUGCACUACUGGACCCGCAUUCCGUAUGGGAAGAUGGAGGGCAGCUGUGGUAGCUAUGUUAAUGGUGGGCCUCGCUGCUGCUACUGUGCCAGAAGCGAGAUCAAUGUUGGCACUAGCUGGACCGCACCUGUGCCUGGGCAUGGGCGUAGGCACUGUGGAUGCUGCUCUCAUGCCCCUGUUGGCUGCUUUAGUGGAUGCCAGACAUGUUGCAGCCUAUGGGUCUGUUUAUGCCAUCGCUCAAGCUGCUGUUGCUCUCGCCUACUUCCUUGGACCGUUAGUGGGUGGGGCUGUGGUCCAGAAAAUAGGCUUUCCUUGGCUGAUGCGCAGCGUAGCUAUCCUUAACAUAUGCUACUGUCCUGUCCUCUUCUUCCUCAACAGCUUCGACCAGAGUGCAACAGAGACACAGGCCAUUUUAAUGGCUGCUCCAAAGCCACAUGACUACACCAGCCACAUCACUACAAUUGUCCAGCCUCGGGGGACUUCACUUAUGUACCAACAGCUAUUUGACGAAGAGGAUGAUGACUAGCUGCUGGCACACAUUUAUGAGAGUAAAUCUGACAUCCUAGUCCUGAGUAUAUUUUGCUUUCACCCCAGCAGUAGUUUCCCACAAAGGCAGGGUAACCCAUCAUUCAUUUGCUGUGUUGCCAGAAGUGUGCUGACAUCACAGUUUAGAUUACCCUCUUGACUGCAACAUCCUCACCCCUUUUUCAGAGUGCAGGUACUGCCCUUUCCACCUCCAGGGUUCAGAUCUGGCUAACUGGUUUCCCCAAAUCUCUUCCUAAUUAUUACCUUGCUCACACUCCAACAGCAUACCCACUCACAACCAAGUGUCUCCAUUCACUAUCUAAAAUGUUCAGGCCAAUAAAACUCAAAGUCUCCUUUACAACCUCCCUCCAUUCCUGUCUUCCACAGAUUUAUAAACCCUCUUCCUCAUCAUAUCCCCCUCUCCUUCCUCGAAGCACCUUAACUACCCUAUAUAUCAUAUUUGCUCUUUGCUGGUGACGGUUCUUUUGGGGGACUCUGAAAAUAAAUUGCCAACAUUGGAUGAAUUUAGGGUAUAUGAAAGGGGGAUAUUAUAAGUGAGAAUAGAAAAAGAGCAAGGUGAUGAGGUAGUUUGGGCAUAUAUGCCCAAACUACCUCAUCAGUCAGGAUGAUGAAUGGGAUGUGUAGGAUGGGUAGGGAUCACUCCAGGAAUGGUUGGUGGAAGGUGAGUAAAAGAGGUUGAGUUUUAAGGGUUGAGCAUCCAACAGGCUUAUGUGAGCAUGUUUGGAGUGGAGAGAAGUGCUUUUUUUACUAGAUGUGCUGUUGCAGUAUGAGCAAAAUAAUUCAUGAAGGGAUUCAGAAAACCCAUUAUCCAGAAUUGAGUCCUGGAUGUGGGAAGGGCAGUGCCUACACCCUGGAGGAAUGAGGAUGUUGCAGUUAGAGGGUAACCUGAAUUGUAAUAUCGACAUACUUCUGGCAAGACAAUGAUUGAAUGGAUGGUGAAAUGAGUUGUCAUCUUUGAGUCACCGUACCUUGGUGGGAGAUGGCCUUUGAGGUAAAAAAAAAAUAAAUUAUAUAAUUCCAAGGAACUGUUUUACAGCUAAGCUCUCAGGGUUAAUACAGUGGACCCUCAACUUUAAUCUGUUCCAUGACCUAGCUUUGUAACUCAAUUUGCUCGUAUAUCAAAUCAAUUUUCCUCAUUUAAAUUAGCUGAAAUGCCAUUAAUCCAUUCCAACAGAAUUCCUGCUCUCGGGAGGCAGGACAAAAUACAGUGGAACCUCUACUUGCGAGUUUAAUCCGUUCCAUGACCUUGCUCACAACUGGAUUUGCUUGUUUGCAGAGUAAAUUUUCCUCAUUUAAAUGAACUGAAAUGCAAUUAAUCUGUUCCAGUGGAAUUCUGUACUUCAGUAAUUUCGCUAAUAUCAACUCGACGGCUUAUUUAUCUAUUUCACUUCAUCUAAUGUGACAUAAUAAACAAUAUAAAUAACAUAGAAACCUGAUAUAUACUCUAAAAUGAAUAAAAUAUGUCAUUCAUGUAGUGGUAUGGGCAGUGUCGGCAGUGGACGAGAGCUUGUCUGGAGACCGGGCAAAAUACUUCAUGAAUAAUUUCGCUAUCAUCAUCUAUACGGCUUAUUUAUAUAUCACAGUUCAUCUAAUAUGACAUAACAAACAAUAUAAAUAACAUAGAAACAUGAUAUAUACUCUAGAAUGAAUACAAUGUCAUUAUGUAACAAGUGGAGGCAGCCACAACCGCUCCCUUUUUGUUGUGGUAAACACUGCCAUCUAGUGACGGCCUUUUGAAGCUGUCUUUUAUUAUAUGUAGUACAUUAUUAUUAUAUAUAUUAUUAUACAUAUAAUAAUAAUAUAAUUAUUGUAUUAUAUUAUACUAUUAUUAUUAUACAUUAUUAUUAUCACACUGGCCGAUUCCCACCAAGGCAGGGUGGCCCGAAAAAGAAAAACUUUCACCAUCAUUCACUCCAUCACUGUCUUGCUAGAAGGGUGCUUUACACUACAGUUUUUAAACUGCAACAUUAACACCCCUCCUUCAGAGUGCAGGCACUGUACUUCCCAUCUCCAGGACUCAAGUCCGGCCUGCCGGUUUCCCUGAACCCGUUCAUAAAUGUUAAUUUGCUCACACUCCAACAGCACGUCAAGUAUUAAAAACCAUUCGUCUCUAUUCACUCCUAUCAAACACGCUCACGCACGCCUGCUGGAAGUCCAAGCCCCUCGCACACAAAACCUCCUUUACCCCCUCCCUCCAACCUUUCCUAGGCCGACCCCUACCCCGCCUUCCUUCCACUACAGACUGAUACACUCUUGAAGUCAUUCUGUUUCGCUCCAUUCUUUCUACAUGUCCGAACCACCUCAACAACCCUACAUAUACAUAUUAUUAUUAUAUAAUUUGCAAUUUUUAUUCACACAAAAAAUAUAAGAUUUACUGUUAUUCCUUAUUGCAAUAAUUGUAUAAAUAAUGUCAACCCAUUCACGACUGCAUAUUGGAAUGGACAGUGACGUCAUUUGUUUACUCUGAAACAGCCAAGCAAUAGACCAUUUCUCCUAGGUUGAGCUCUAUUUCAAGGUACUGUUUGUCAUGAAAGUAAUUAAAAUCAUAUCUAUUUCUGUAAUAUAUCUCCAAUCUAUCAAAUGAGACCAAAAAAAGGAGAAUACAACCAUAAACACCAUUCGAAAUUACUGCAAAGGGGUGGCUAAUUGCUGAGAAGUGAACUCCAUUAUUUAUGCUUAGAUUUCUUUCAUUUUUGGUGUACAUUCCUCUUCAAGGGGGGCUCCUUGGCGUGGUGAAGAGGCUCUUGGUCUGAGGAAUUAGACCUGUCGGUCUUCUUCCUCAGACCGAACCUAAUUACCCCCCAUUCUCCCCUCCCCUAUCCCAUCCUCCCCUUUUUCCAUUCCACCUCCUCCUCCCCACCCCUCCCUUUUGCCCUUCCUCUUUUCGGCCUUUGGGAUUUCUCCCACAGGCGCGCUAGUUCCUAGGUAGGGGAAAGGACACCGGGGUCCAUCCCAUUCCGUUGAGGUUCUUGGCGGUGGCGUAGUUUGCCGUGGAAUCUGGAUCGCCUGGGGAUGUCCCGAUCCCUCUCCGGUAUCCCAGAGUAGCUUUGGGUGUCUUUCGGGCGACGGGUGUAUCUCUGGAAGCCACCUUUCGGAUUCUGGGGGUGGUGGCUGAAGGAGGUAUGCUUUGUGGCGGAUAUCCGGCCGCCCUCUCUUUUGUCCACCGAGGUAGCCCCGCAGAUGUGAGGUUGCUAUCCCGGAUUGCUGGUUUACUGGCAUGAAGGGUAGGGUAUGGCACGGGUUCCAUGCUGCAUCUGCGCUACUAGCGGUGCUGAGGUCCUCUUGGGCACGGAGGGAGAUUUCCGGCCCUUUCAUUUCUCCUGGGAACUAUUCCUCCCCGCUCCCCCCUUUUUUAUUCUUUUUUUUUAUUUUUAUUUUCUUUUCUUCUUUCUUUUUUUUCUUAAAAACAAAAAGCAAAGGAGUAACCUAACCAUGGAGAACCCAAUCCAUGAACCCACUACCCCUGGGCCCCUUCUUGAUACCGCACCCCAUUCUGACCCUGCCUUGUGUUUAGACCACUCUUUGGACACUCCUGAUGCCCCUGUACCUCUUGCUGGUGCU